UCGAGUAUACAUUCAUAAAUGACGUAUGUGAUUUUUCUCUUUUAAUUUUUUUUUGUUGCGCAUUUUGAAGCAAAGAAAAUCAGUGUAUGUGCGAUUAUAUAUGUAUUCUGGAACGUAUACGAGUCAAACGCGUUUACACAAUUCGUUUUCGAUUUUUCUGUAUAUUUGCGUGUAAGCGAUUGCAUAAUAAUAAUUUUUAAUCUUUGUGGUUAAACAAAAAGAUUUGUCGAGAGAGAGAUAUUUCAACUUUUUUUUUGGUAUUGUAUCGAUAUAAUUCAUAUAUAUGAUACCUGAUAUUAUAUUCAGGAAAUGCCAUUGCCAUAAUGAAAUUUUUUUACAUUACGCCUGUGAUUUUCGAACUAAUCAUCAUUAUGAAUCAUUUUUUGCCAAAAAAACCAAAUUUUGUUAUCAACCAAAUUGAAUCAUCAUCAUUUAAUGAUGUUAUUAAUAAUACUACUACUAAUGUGAUAUCGAACCAGUUGACAAAUUUAUCGUGGUCAUUUUUCGAAAAAUUUAUUCAUCAAUUAUCAUUGGCAUAUAAUGAAACUUGCCACCAUUGGUAUGAUGAUAAUGAUCGAUUAUUAUCGUUGACGGCCACUAUCAAUAUUGAAAAAUCAUCAUAUAUUGAUAUGAUACCUCAUUUACAAUUUGCAAUUAAAAAUGAUACAAAUUUUACAUUUGAUGAUAAUUAUCUACUACUUAAUCGAUUUAUUGAUUCAAUUAAUUUCGAAAUUUCAAAACGUCCAUCGGAACUUUAUACAAUGUUUCAACCAUUAUUAUUCAUAAUUAUAUUGAUUAUAUCGAUAUUCUACAAAUCUUCUUUCAUUGCACAUAAUCUUUAUUACUUGGCAUUCGAAUCGAUGGUUAUCAUACUUACCGAUGGCCAUGAUUCUUCAAUGUUUGCUUCUUAUUACGAAUCAUUCAUUAUGUUUUUCAUUUUUUGUCUUUCAAUCUACAUCGCUAUUAUUGGUUUUUCUUUUUUUAAACAAAAAUCUUACAAAAUCUGUACCGUUAAAAUUGAUGAUAUAAUCGAUAGUAGUAGUGAUAUGAUCAGCAUCGAAUCAUCAUUAUAUAAUCAUGAUAAUGAUUAUUCGAUCUCAACCGAAAUGCAUGCUGAUGGUGAAUCUGAUCUCGAAAUUAUGGAUAAUCAAUCACAUAUGGAAAUGGAACACAUUUUCGAUGAACAGCUAUUAAUGCGAUCAACACCAAUACGAGAACUGUUUAUCAAUCAUCGACAUCUAUUUCCGCCAUUAUUUGUUCAUAAUGAAUAUUAUCAUCCAAUACCAAGUGAUUGUUGUUCAUCAAUAUCAUCCAUAUCGAAUCUUAAUACAACAAUUGAUUCAAAACAAACAAAUGAAUCAAUCAUAAAUCGAAUUCAUUCAUCUAAUAUAGUACGAAAAAUGCCAUUUAAAUCAUUAAUGGAACAAUCAUCAAAUACACAAUCGUUAAUUAAAACGGAUGUUUCAACCGAUCAUGAUGAUGAUAAUAAUAUUAAUUCGUUUAUAAUCGUUGAUAGUGAUGGCGAAAUUGAUUGAAAAACAAAACAAACAAACACAUACAACACAGAUAUUUUUGAUAUUUUUAUAUAUAAUCAUAUAAAACAACAUUCUCUCUCUCCUUUUAUUCAUCAUUCAGUAUUUCACAUGGCUACUUUGUUAUUUUGAUUCAAACUUUGUUUUUUUUAAUUAUAUAAUAAUUUCAACAGUUUCUUUUUUUUGGAUAUCAAUAAAACAAAACAAAUACAAAUUUUCCUUUUUAUGACAUAUAAAG
Messenger RNA from Dermatophagoides farinae (American house dust mite), 1770 nucleotides. RefSeq lists its product as uncharacterized. NCBI's taxonomy places the organism in Eukaryota, Metazoa, Arthropoda, Arachnida, Sarcoptiformes, Pyroglyphidae. The record is from RefSeq and is a predicted model, not a curated record.